This is a messenger RNA of Lates calcarifer (barramundi perch), 4361 nucleotides long. RefSeq names its product family with sequence similarity 110 member D (gene fam110d). The record is from RefSeq and is a predicted model, not a curated record. The transcript has 2 exons. The coding region runs from base 890 to 2248 and encodes 452 amino acids. Lineage: Eukaryota; Metazoa; Chordata; Actinopteri; Centropomidae.
UUACUGCUGCUGCCAUGCAGCGGUCCGUCAGUGUGCCAGCAGUCCGCGCAGAGCGCAGAGCGCAGCGCCACGCUGAAUCAGACCGUCUGUCACUGAGAGGAUCUCCACACCUUUACUGGAUUUGAAAGACAACAGGAGUGGAUAAACUGAGCGGAUAAGGGGUUUCACAGGUGAGGUGAGGAGGACAAGGACAAGGAUCUGCCUCUCCUCCUAUCUGUCCAUCAACAAACCAAGUGCCUCGGUGCCGGCCACCCUCAGGUCACCUCAAGCACGACGGGCGCCAAACAAUAAAAGUCUUGACCCGUUGUCCCUCAGACAGCCUGCACAAAGCAAAUAUUUGAGGCCAUUAUAUCUCAUUUCUCCAUGCAGCCGUCACUAAAAAGAUCAACAGUUAAGAGUGUUGUUGGGAGAUAAAAAAGAGAGAAGAAAAAAGUGGGGGAGGAAAAAGUAACCCUUUCAAAGUGCACCCUGCAUGCUAUUUCUGCUGCGCUGUGGGCAGGGAGCGUCUCAUUUGGGAGUGCUUUUGGCUGACAAAAAAAGCACUUCCCUGUGCCCUGCCUUCCUAUCCAAAUGCCUGUGUAAAUACUGGAUAGAGAUAUCAAUUUUUCUGGGCUCUAACACUGCCCUACAAAGAGACUGUAUGCUAUCUAUAGAAACCAUUACAACAAACUCGGACUCUGUGAUCUCCUGAAUUGCUACUUAUCUGUUACCCCUCAAGGAAGAUUCAAGAGCUGUGAGAACCGGAAUGAGAGCUGACACAAUUUUCUACUCUUAAAAACAUUUUCAAACAGCUCAAACCCUCCAGCUUUGAAAACUUUGAAACUAUAAAGCCAACAAGAGUCAUUGAGGGGCUGCAGUUUUGAUGUCUUUCUCAGCUUGGUGAGUCAAAAUGAAGCCCCUAACACCAAUUGGAUCCCCCUCGCCUCUGAGGCUCCUCAACAAGGGUCCAGACUACCUACGCAGGCAGAUAGAUGGCGGUGGCCAUGGUCGUUCAAUCAGCGCAGUGGAGAGGCUGGAGGCAGACAAAGCCAAAUAUGUUAAGAGCCAGCAGGUGAUCAACACCAAGCAGGAGCCUGUGCUGGUACCCUGUGCCACCCCACCACCACAGCCCCGGCGAGCUAUUUCCAUCCCCAGCAGCCUGACACCUCAUCUUCCCCCACGUCGCUCAUCCAACACCCCUUUCUCUACAGUCUCUGGCUCCUUCACUUCACGAGAUGAAAAUGAAAAUGAUGACUCUAGGAAGGAGAACAGACAGACUUCUGAUGAUAUUGAGGCGCAUAACAGGAGCAACGUGAACAAUGUGAUGCCUCCGAGCCCCAGGACACCUGGAAUUAACACCUUAGUAGCGCCACACAGUGCUCCUGUGCUCCGAAGAAGCACGGGCAAGCGCAUGCUGAGGCCAGACUCCCUUGUCAUCUACCGGCAAAAGAAAGAGUGCAAAAGCCCCACCGGUGCAGCAGUCGGAGAGAACAAUAACACGGAAGUGAAGGGUUACAGUUUUGUCCGCCGCCUCUUUCAGGGCUCCAUGAGGGAGAAGAGCGGCGGAGGUGAAGGCAGAAUUCAGAAGAUGGUGAUCAGUGAAGAAAAAGCACCAUCACGGGAUGGAGACUCCCGCAUGUCUUGGACCAACGACAAAGACACUAUGGACGGUGGACCAGGGAGCAGGAGGUCUAGUAAAACUGACCAAGAACGCAGCCCGGGGUCUAUCCCUAGUCCUGGGUUUAGCUGCACGCUUGAACGGACUAAGGAUGGAUUUACAAAUGGUACCAGCGAUGGUGUUAACAAUGGUAUCACCAAUGGAAACCACUCAAGUAACCACGAUGAGAAUGAUCCGUGGAAGCGAGCGUCACCAACACCAGUGCCCAGGAGGCAGUUUGGUGAGCUGCAUCGCUCCAAGUCAGAUCUGCGUCUGCGCUGCUCUGUAGCAUUAUCAGAGCAGGAGCAUUUCUUUGACUUCUGUGGGCUGGAUAUGGACAUGAUAGAGUGUCUGGGUCGGGAGAAUUUCCUCUCGGGGGCCAGCUCCAUAGACACACUCUCGCUGGCCCUCCGCAGCGUGGGCGGGGACGGCUGUGGCGGCUCAGAGCCCAGUGAGUUCUCCCGACACUCAGGUGACGGCCUGUUUCAGGAGGAGCUGGCUGAGCAGCUUCCCACUGGUGUGUCAAUCAUUGAGAGAAAUGCUCGGGUCAUCAAGUGGCUAUACGGGUGUAAGAACGCUGCUCGAGAGGGACCCAAAGAGUCUACUGUUUAAUAUAAGGACAAGGAACAUGAAUGUGCCAUGGAGUUUGCUGGUUUCUUUUCUGAUCAUCUUUCUGAAAUCACCUUGUGUAGUAUUUGGUUCUGCAGACCUUUGUGCAGAAAUUUACAGCUGAAAUGCACCACAAACCAAAAGUCAAAUCGCUGAACUGUCACUGUAUCUCACUUGAACUUCAAAAACAACAUUCAGAAUAGGCUGUGAUUAGUUAGCCGCGUUGCUGCAAUGCAACGCAGAAGGAAAAAAUAGGACUGGGUUCUAUUUUUGAGCCACAAGCAGCAAUGCAAGUCAAAGCAGCUAUGCUUUGCCAGGCAAAGCUACCAGCAAAAUGUGAUUUUUUCUUUCAUUUCGAAUGAGAUGAGAGUCAGUAAUGGUUGACUUAGGGUUUGUUUCAGCUGCUAAUGGCUGCAUUUAGGACUAGCAUUCCAUGGCACAGUUACCUUCAGUCCCUUGUUCUUCCCGACUCCAAAGAGACUGUCUCUUCAAAUAAGAGGACAAUGACUGCUACUAGUUAUCUUGUGACAGAUUGAUAUAUUGUAUUUAUAGAUCCUAUGGAAGUAUUGUGUGGGUGAAGAUUGACCUUACUGGCGAAUGGAACCAUUUUUCCCUGCAAAAUGUUUUUGUAUCUGUCUGUGUGUGUGUGUGUGAGAGAGUGUGUGGAGAGGACAUUGCUGUCUCCUCCAUUUGUAGCUUCUCCUCAGUUAUUGACAAAACUCGAUUCAGAACUGAUCUGAAAUCAGCCCCUGUGACUCCUGACAAGGCACAUAAGUGUAUGUCUGUCGUGAUACAGUGGACACAGUUUAGUGUCCUUGACAUCAACACUCUCCCUUAAUGACUAAUUUAAAAUGGAAAACCACUAAGCUAUGUUUUUUUCUAAACUGGAAAACUGUUGUGUGAGUGUGAAGUGAACCAUGAGUACCUCAUUCGGAUCUGUCCCAGUUUAGUUUGUGUGUUGCUCUUUUUUUUUUUUUUAACUACUUAAACGCAGGCGUUGGAACAAACAUGCGAGGCACCCCUGUGGGGUUGUUAAUGCACUGAACUGGACAGAGAGAGAGGAAAUGAAAGAUAGAGAUAUAGCUUUGAGUCUUUAGAGAGAUUCAUCUCAUAUAACGUUAAACACUGAGCUGGAUUCAAAGGAGCACCUGCAUCGUGGAAGACAAGGAGCCAUGCCUGGCCAGUAAAUUUCAUCAUUUUCAUCUCAUUUUCCAACCCGCAAAGAGGGUCGGUUCUCACAUAGUAUACACUGUCCAAUAAUCACUUGUGACACAGUCAUUGAUUACCACAGCUAAUGCUUUGUGCCUGUUCUGUGCUCACAGCUGUGUAAGCUAAAGAGCUGCAACAAUGAUAAACAGGGAAAGACAGCCUGUUAAUGGUCAAUCCUAUGAGAGCAAAACUGGAGUUUGCCAAGAAAAUAUUAUACACACACUAAUAAUUAAAUCUCACAGAAGUUUCAGAAAUGAAGAAGAGCUUAAAAUAGUAUAACAAACAAAUACAUUCACCUCCAAAAGUUAAAUAGCCAAAGAUGUCAGACCCUUACUGCCAAAUGUCACUUUUACAUCUGGCAGUUUACAGAUGUUUAACCUCCCCAGCUGGCUCAAUCACAACAGCCUGUUUCCCAUCAGAACAAGCAGGGGAGGCUGAAGCCGCCCUCCUUUCUAUGAUAACCACAGAUCCUACCUCACUUCAUCCAUCCUUCAGUGAUUGUCACUUUAUCUCCAUGAAAGGUCAUUUCCAUUGCUUGGCCUGGAGGAUGCCACUGAAAUAUGAACUGUGAGGGGGGGCGGGGUCCGCCAAGGUAUGCAGAGGUUAGACUGAAAGUAUUACUGAACCCAAGGGUUGAUAAAUUAACACAAUUAUUUGCAGCCUUGAUAUGUUUUUUUCUGUAUUUAUCAUGAGCAUGGCACACUCCUGAAAACUCCUUCAAACUGGACGUUUUAUUUUUUAUCUCCCCUGUUAAAAACGAUUUGGUUGCAUGUUUACACAGUGGCUCCGUAACAUCUGAAUCUCUUCAUUUCAUAUAUAUGAGAGAUUUUGAUUUUAUUCCAAAGAGGUUUGUGUAUGAUGUACACAGCAAAUAAACACAAAUAAAGAAAUAUUUGUGUGAAGGUCA